Clonostachys byssicola is the source of this 990-nucleotide messenger RNA. The record is from the annotation of a GenBank genome assembly. NCBI's taxonomy places the organism in Eukaryota, Fungi, Ascomycota, Sordariomycetes, Hypocreales, Bionectriaceae.
AUGUCUGUCGUCGCUGUUGCAGGAGGUCUUGGUGACAUGGGGCGUCUCAUCACGACCGCCCUUGUGGAAAUAGGGAAGUAUGAAGUCUACGUGAUUUCCCGUCGGGUUCCCAACAAAGUUGAACCUUUGCAAUCCCCCAUAACGGGAGCACAAUAUUCCCCAGUGAUACAAUCCGACUACUCGUCCGAGGCAGAGCUUGCGAAGACUCUCGAGGAAUAUAAAAUCCACACCAUCAUUUGCACAUUUGCACUUGAUUUCCAGGCAGCCAGCGAUUCGCAAGUCACACUUAUUCGGGCCUCCGAACGUGCUUCGACAGUUAAACGAUUCAUUCCAUCCGAAUUCAAUGUCGACUACGAUCUCCCAGAUAGUGUUUUGCCGUAUCCCGAUAAGCGAUUUCAUAUCAUUGGUAGACGAGAGCUUGAGAAGACCAGUCUGGAAUUCACUUAUAUCUACCCGGGCAUGUUCAUGGACUAUUUUGCCAUGCCAAACCUGGAAACACACCUACGUGAGCUCUGUAUCGUAAUCGACAAUACACACCGAGUUGCCUACGUUCCGGGAGAUGGAGAGGCGAAAAUGGCAAUGACAUACACCAAAGAUGUGGCACGGUACACGGCCCUUGCACUCGAGAUGCAAGCAUGGCCUCUUGUCCUGACUACAACUGCUAGCACACUAACAACCAACCAACUGGUGGCCCUGGUUGAGAAGAAUCUUGGACAAUUGAUCGAGGUGACUUAUGAAUCGAUUGAGACGCUCGAGAAGCACGAGAAUAAGGUGCUGCCGAGGAAUAUUCCCCUUGCGGACCACUUCCCCGAAGGGCUCGAGCAGGUCAAAGCUCUGGCAGCAGACUUGGGAGCAUCAAUUGCGCUUGGUGCGUAUGACUUUGACACUCUCAAAGAUGCAACCAGUUUGGUAGAUGAGUUCAAGGAUAAGACGGAGCCGCCGAUGUCCAUAGAAAGGUUACUGGAGCAGGCAUUCAAAGGAAAGAAAUGA